AAGAUGAGAAGUAGGCAUGUAAAAGGGACGGUGGAAGUACAUGAUUGCUCUUACCGCUCUUAAACUUUAAAACUAGGUUAAAUAAGGUCAAAGUUCUAGGAGUAAAAAUGUAAAAUGAUGUAUUGGUCUAAAAAAAAAAAUAUGAAGAAUUGGUGAAGGGAUGACAAAGAAAAAGCUCACUCUUAGCUCUCAUCUAUAGUAUCAUCGAUUCAUCGUGGUACACAUAAUCCUCAACCUGCAAACGAGGAAGAAGCAAACAUGGGAGGAACAGGAAGAACCAUUCUCACACUUUCUCUCUCCUCCAAUCUAUUAUCUCGCUCCCUUUUCUCUUUAACAUCUAAACAUUGUUGCUCACUUCGCAAACUCACUUACCCUCACAGGGUUUUACUAGGGUUUAGGCCUCUUUGCUCCUCUUCUUCUUCUUCCAUUACCACUGUUGAAGCUGCUUCAGAACUCUCUAACCCCACCAAACAAUCGAUCCUUCUUGAAAAGUUAAGGGUUAGACACCUCAAGGAUGUCCCUAAAACCCCAGAAAUCAAAACCCCAUCUCCAAAAUCUGCUUCUAAUUUGGUUAAUAAUGGUGAAUUUGAAGAGGGUUUUAACCAAAAUUCAAAGAAAAAAGGGGGUGGUGCUAAUAGUUUGGCUUCAAAUUUUAGUGAGUUGGGGUUGAGUGAAGAGGUAAUUGCUGCUUUGGAAGAAAUGGGUAUUUCUGUUCCUACUGAAAUUCAAUGUAUUGGUAUUCCUGCUGUUCUUGAAGGGAAUAGUGUGGUUUUAGGGUCUCAUACUGGGUCUGGCAAGACUUUGGCUUAUAUGUUGCCCAUUGUUCAGCUAUUGAGGCGAGAUGAAGAUAUCUCAGGCAUCCGGAUUAAACCCAGGCGUCCACGAGCUGUUGUCCUUAGUCCUACAAGGGAGCUUUCUGAACAGGUAUUCCGUGUGGCAAAGUCCAUCAGUCAUCAUGCUCGUUUCAGGUCUAUUAUGGUAAGUGGUGGUGGUCGUUUACGACCCCAGGAAGACUCACUUAAUGUCCCCAUAGAUAUGGUAGUUGGCACCCCAGGGAGGAUUUUACAACAUAUUGAGGAUGGUAAUAUGGUCUAUGGUGAUAUCAAAUAUGUGGUUUUGGAUGAGGCAGACACCAUGUUUGAUCAUGGCUUCGGUCCUGAUAUUCGUAAGUUUCUUGCCCCGCUCAAGAAUCGUGCAUCUAAACCUAAUGACCCUGGGUUUCAAACCGUCUUAGUUGCUGCAACAAUGACAAAGGCAGUUCAAACGCUGGUUGAUGAGGAAUUUCAAGGCGUUACACAUUUGCGCACUUCAACGCUACAUAAAAAGGUUGCAUCUGCUCGUCAUGAUUUUAUAAGACUUGCAGGAGCUGAGAACAAGCUGGAAGCGCUGUUACAGGUUCUUGAACCUAGCCUGUCCAAAGGAAAUAAAGUCAUGGUCUUCUGUAAUACUUUGGAUUCAAGUCGUGCUGUCGAUCACUUCCUUCGUGAAAAUCAAAUCUAUACAGUUAAUUAUCAUGGAGAAGUCCCUGCAGAACAAAGGGUUGAGAAUCUCAAAAAAUUUAAAGAUGAAGAUGGUGAUUGUCCCACUUUGGUCUGCACUGAUCUGGCUGCUAGGGGACUGGACUUGGAUGUGGACCAUGUUAUCAUGUUUGACUUUCCUAAGAAUUCUGUUGAUUAUCUCCAUCGCACUGGAAGAACUGCACGUAUGGGUGCAAAAGGGAAAGUAACCAGUUUGGUUGCCAAGAGGGAUGUGCCAUUGGCCACGCGAAUUGAGGAGGCUAUCAAGAAAAAUGAGUGCUUGGAAUCCCUCAGUGUAGAUAGCGUAAGGAGGGAUAUUGCUAGGACGCGUAUAAGUCAACAGCUAGGAAGUAAUGUGAAGGUCAUUAGGACUUCUGCUUUGAAAAGCAGAGGCCGAGCUGCUCCAGAAAAAUCCACAGGUCCUGGCAAAAACAGUAGUAGAGCUGCUCCAGCAAAGUCCACAGUUGUGCCUGGUAAAAGCAGUAGUAGACCUGCUUCUGCAAAAUCCUCCGGUAUGGCGGGAAAAAGGUUUGCUACUCAGGCAUCUGAAAGGAAAAGCUCCGGUGGAAAAUUCGGAAAAGCAGCUAUUCAGUCUAAAGGAAAAUAUGAAAAAGCAACAAGUCAGUCGAAACCAAAAUCUGGUAAAGUAGUUGGUCAGUUCAAACCUACAAAGAAAGCUGUCAAGGGUUCAAAGUUUACAAGCGCAACUACCUCAAACAGACCCUCUAAGAUAAGUGUUGUUGGAUUUCGAGGACGAAGUUCUUCCUAGGUGACAAAAAUUUGAUUGAAAUUUUGUUAACUGUAACUUUUUGGUUGAGAGACAGGGGGUGGGGGGGGGGGGGUUAAGGUAGUUAUAAUGUUAUUUGUAAAUUAGAAGAAUUAUUGUCAAGUUAUGGGUUAGAGUUUGCAACAUACUUCUAGCAAUUCGCUAUAUAAUACAGAGUAUUGGUUCAACACUAAUCGAUAUAUAGAUUAUAUCAGCGUAAAAUGAUUUAUUGCUGAUGCGGCUAUUUUUUAACAUCAAGAACAGCUUGUAAAUAAAUACAGAAGAGAUUUCUGGGUGAAAUGAAAUACAGAGUUUCAGUGUUAAAUGAAA
Molecule: messenger RNA, 2613 nt
Organism: Chenopodium quinoa (quinoa)
Lineage: Eukaryota; Viridiplantae; Streptophyta; Magnoliopsida; Caryophyllales; Amaranthaceae
Product: DEAD-box ATP-dependent RNA helicase 39-like
Exons: 9
Coding region: 259-2286 (675 amino acids)
Molecular function (GO): nucleic acid binding; ATP binding; RNA helicase activity
Source: RefSeq, a predicted model, not a curated record